AUGUAUGACAUUUAUGGCCUAAAUAUGGUUAAGAAAUACGAGUCACAAAUAUUGGGAACAUUACCGCCCCAUUUAUUCGCAAUCGGAAGCAGCGCUUACAGUAAGAUGAAUGAAGACAGUGAGGGACAGGUUGUUGUGGUUUGCGGUGAAAGCGGCGCCGGAAAGACAGAAAACACUAAACUAUUGAUGCAAUACUUGGCCGCAGUCAACAAGUCUUCGUCUAAUAUUAUUACGGAACAGAUCUUAGAGGCGACGCCUCUUCUCGAGUCUUUUGGUAACGCAAAGACCGUUAAGAAUAACAAUUCGAGUCGUUUUGGAAAAUAUUUAGAAAUCUAUUUCAAAGAUGGACUUAUAACCGGCGCCCGGACUACAGAAUAUUUGUUAGAAAAAUCAAGAAUUGUGACACAAUCUCAAGACGAACGCAAUUAUCACGUCUUCUAUGAGCUGUUGGCCGGACUCACGCCAGAAGAGAAGGAAAAGUAUGGCUUACAAGUGGCCGAAAAGUACUUCUACUUAAAUCAGGGCCAGUCGUGCGAAAUCGACGGCAAAGACGACUCCGAAGGCUUUCGGUUCCUAUUGAGCGCAAUGCAAGUGUUGGGCUUCACUAACGAAGAACAGGACACUAUAUUCCGAAUGUUGGCAUCAGUUCUUCAUUUGGGAAACAUAUACUUCCAUCGAAAGCAGUUCAGACACGGACAGGAAGGCGUCGAAGUGGGCAGCGAUGCCGAGAUCCGCUGGGUUUCACAUCUAUUGCAACUAUCAUUGGACGGCAUUUUCAAAGCCAUGACCAUUAAGACAACGGAAGCCCGCAAUGAGAAGAUGAUGUCUCCGCUCAAUAUAGAUCAGGCGCUCGACGCCAGAGAUGCCAUUUCCAAAGCCCUCUACUCGUGUCUCUUCUCAUGGCUCGUCCAGAGAGUCAAUCACAUGAUAUUUAAAGGCAGUCGAAAAGUAUUCCUCGCGAUUCUCGACAUCUUUGGUUUCGAGAACUUUAAGGACAAUAAUUUCGAGCAGUUGUGUAUCAAUUACGCCAACGAAACACUUCAGUCAUAUUUUAAUAAAUAUGUCUUUAAAUUGGAACAAAUGGAGUACUCGAAGGAGAAGAUAGAGUGGCAACCAUUGAGUUUUCCCGACAACACGUCUGUAUUGACUCUGAUAUCGAAAAAACCGGUCGGAAUUCUGCCACUUCUCGACGACGAAAGCAAUUUCCCAAAAGCCAGCGAUCAGUCGUUUCUGGAGAAGUGUCACUACAAUCACGCCCUCAACGAUCUGUACAGUCGACCGCGUAUGUCGUCCAUGGAGUUCGGGAUUAAGCACUACGCGGGUCAGGUCUGGUACUCUGUCGACGGCUUCCUCGACAAAAACCGAGACACUCUCAGACCCGAUGUCAUGGAUCUGUUGAUUAGCAGCAAAAUGCCAAUGAUUUCAAAGAUGUUUCAAAAUCUGCGCGAAUCCGUCGAAUCAAAUAAGACCUACAGUCGAAGUGACGGCCGAUUCAUAACAAUGAAACCGCGGGCACCGACUGUUUCGGCCAGAUUUCAAGACUCGUUGCAAUCACUGCUGGAAAUCAUGUCGAAAUGCAAUCCAUGGUUCGUUCGGUGCGUAAAACCAAACAACGAGAAGACAUCCAUGAAAUUUGACGUUCCCGUAGUGUUGGAACAGUUAAGGUAUUCGGGAAUACUUGAGACAAUUCGUAUCCGAAAACUGGGUUUUCCCAUAAGAAUCAAAUACCAACAGUUUGUGUUGAGAUACCGGUGCCUACUAUUGAACCAAACGCCUCGCGGAACCUCUUCUAAAGAUAUUUGUCAAUUAAUCUUAGAAAGAGUUCCAAACCAUAGCCAACAAUAUCAGUACGGAUUGACUAAAAUAUUCUUAAGGGAAACACUGGAACUGACUCUCGAAAAAGAAAGACGAGAAGUAAUGCUGACGUCGAUCAUCAAAAUUCAGUCCUUAAUUAAGGCAUUUAUAGCCAAACGUCGUUAUCGUAACUAUCGCUCAAAUGUAAUCAAAAUUCAGUCAACGUUUAGGGGGUAUAGAGUUCGCCGGGAAUACAAUAAUCUACGGAAUAGUGCUAUAAAAAUACAGGCAAACUAUAAGAUGAAGAAACAGAAAGUCGAGUACCAGAAACUAAAAGCGUUGAAAUCACGACAAUUAGAAGCCGAGAGAAUAGCGUUUGAAAAGACAAAAGAGAAGACACACAGAGAUAAGAGAGAUAGGGAUGAGUUGGAGCGUUCGUCCAGAGCUGUGGCCGGCAUUAACCACUUGGAAGUGCCCGCAGAACUGGCCUUCAUAUUGAGCAAACUGGACGACUGGCAAUGCAUUCACUCCAAUCAGAAUAUAGUGAAAGUGAACUCUUCUGUCCACCAAAUGCUGCACAAAUGGCGCCUUCCGUCUGACAUUGAUUACUAUGCGUUCACUAAAUUUACUAACAUUUACUUCAGGGCUCAUAUAUGGGGUAUGAAACGAGAGCCCAUCAAAACACCCUUCUUAGCCAAAAGUAGUGAAACAGACUUUCAAGAAUCGGUUGCAAUAUUUAAAUUGAUCCUCCGAUUCAUGAAUGACAGCAAUUUAAGCGGAAAGAAAGAGAAAGCAUUAGCCGAUUAUAUCACACAAAAAGGUCUCUCCAAUACAGGACUUAGGGAUGAGAUUCUUUGCCAACUCUGUAACCAGACCUGGAAGAAUGAGAACGAGGCCAACAAUGAGCGGGGCUGGCAAUUGCUCGCUCAUUGCUUAUCAAGUUUCCCUCCGAGUCCUACUCUUUACAAAUACCUAUUAAAAUAUGUCUCGGAUCAGGCCUUUGAUGGUUACAAAGCUGUCACUCAGAAACAGUUGCUUCAGAGCGAGAAGUCUGAGAGUCUGAAUGUGCGGACAUAUCCGCCCUCUCUUCUGGAAUGGAAGGCAAACAACAAGAGGUGUAAUAUGGCAUUAGAGGCAACCUUUUCUGAUGGCGACCAGAGAUACGCCCCAAUCGAGUCCUGGACUUCAGCCGAAACCUUUGCAUCGGAAGCCCUGCGCGCAAAAGGACUCAACUCGUGCUUUGGUUGGACUGUAGACCUCGACGACGACGGCGAUGACUACGGACUCAACGGCAGUGACUUUGUUAUGGAUAUAGUGUCACAAAUGGAAAUCCCGAACACAUUUCCCGCCAACAAAAGUUAUUUCUUGGUUUCUGCCGAUCGAUCCAAAGAGAGAACAGACAAACAGAAUUUAUAUCAUAAUCCCGAGAGGAUUAAUAAGUUUGAGCUCAACUUUGAGGAGUCAAUACCGGUGCCAUCUUUUCAAAAUCACUACGAGUCUCAAGAGUCGGACUUAAAGGCUGGUCAGAGAAGCCGUCAAUAUUUGCGUAGAAGUGAUAUGUCUUCUGACGGCAAUCAAAGGGCGCGUUCCCUAUCGAGAGAGCAUUUAAAUCAAAGCGAAACCAAUGAUGAAACUCAAGCGCCGACAACAGAGCAAGACUUGGGUCUCUCGAAGAAGAGUAAACUCAACGAAAGAUAUCUACAAAAUAAGAGCCAAUCGAUUGGCAACGAGAAGAUACAGCUCUCGGAGACGAGUAAAUUGAAUCAGAGAUACAUUUCCAAUAAAUCAGAGGCCGAGAGAAAGAACAGCGACAAUGACUUGCGAUCCAAGAAGCGAAACAUUCACUCAAAAACAAGUGAUAAGAAGUCAAAACUGGAUAACAAGCGAAGUAUGUCAAUGCAAGAGUUGGGUUUGGCUUCUUCUGCGCUCAACGAUAGAUACUUCUCCAGAACUGAUUUACACAAAACCGCAUCACUUACUGAAGGCAGUGAUAGCGGCGCCGAUCCUAACCCUCCUAACAAAAUAUUAAGUCUUUCGGCGUUCAAAGGGGAGACCUCUUCGGCGUUGAAUGAAAGCCAUUCCAAAGUGAAUUCCCGCACAAACAUGAGUUCGCGUCCACUUCCGGCUGAGCCCGGCAUCGAAGACAAUUCUAAGAGAUCGCCGCCCAAGAAAUCGCACUCAAGAAAGUCUCAUCUCAUUCGUCCAUCGAGUCGGUCCUCAUCGUCAUCAUUGUCUUCAGUCGCCUCUUCUAUGGAUCGAGAAAUUGAGUUUCCAAUCAUUGAAAGUGAAAGAAAUGGCGAAGACUUGAGUGAAUUUAACGACAAAUCUAGUGAACAAAACGCUAGAUAUCAGAAAUACGGCGGAAAACAACUCAUUCCUUCACUUAAUAAGCAUUCGCUCACUUCUAAGGCCUAUAUCGACAGAUCUAAGUCAAAACUGGAUAACAAGCGAAGUAUGUCAAUGCAAGAGUUGGGUUUGGCUUCUUCUGCGCUCAACGAUAGAUACUUCUCGAGAACUGAUUUACACAAAACCGCAUCACUUACUGAAGGCAGUGAUAGCGGCGCCGAUCCUAACCCUCCCAACAAAAUAUUAAGUCUUUCGGCGUUCAAAGGGGAGACCUCUUCGGCGUUAAAUGAGAGCCAUUCCAAAGUGAAUUCCCGCACAAACAUGAGUUCGCGUCCACUUCCGGCUGAGCCCGGCAUUGAAGACAACUCUAAGAGAUCGCCGCCCAAGAAAUCGCACUCAAGAAAGUCUCAUCUCAUUCGUCCAUCGAGUCGGUCCUCAUCGUCAUCAUUGUCUUCAGUCGCCUCUUCUAUGGACCGAGAAAUUGAGUUUCCAAUCAUUGAAAGUGAAAGAAAUGGCGAAGACUUGAGUGAAUUUAACGACAAAUCCAGUGAACAAAACGCUAGAUAUCAGAAAUACGGCGGAAAACAACUCAUUCCUUCACUUAAUAAGCAUUCGCUCACUUCUAAGGCCUAUAUCGACAGAUCUGUCAGUAGAGACAGUGAAUAUCAAUUGGGUAUCAGAGGGUCGGCGAUGUCGGACACUUCGGAAUCGCCUUCACUCGCAUCUCAUGUCAGAAAUAUCAGAAUUCCUUCGCAUACAUCAGAAUUAGAUCAAUAUUUGGAUGACUUAUUCAAUCCAGUCUUAGACGCAAAUCUCGAUGAGUUGAGUGACGCCCGAUCUUUGGCCGCCUCUAUAAAAGGUGGCUAUUCUUCGCACGAAUACGAAAUGUCUUCAUCUGAUAAACACAAUGCCUUCAAAAAUAUCAUUACAAACAAAAAGACAAAUCGAUUGAAUGAUUAUUCCUAUGAUUUGGAAGACAUCGAAACCAAUGAAUUCGAGGCUUUAAUAGAGGAAAACAAAUUAGUUUCCGCUCUGAAAGGGGGCGGAAAUAAUGAACUCGAAACAUCUCGCAAACCGAAUCUCAGUAUAUCAACGAAUUUGGAUUCGAGUCGAUCUAAUACACCAUCCGAUGGUCUCAACGACUCGUCCAACGGAGCGCAUAAUAUGGGUCUCAUGAGUAUCGCGGGAAUGACUGUCCCAAUGGUGGACACGUCUCAGAUGAUUCAGCAACAGGUGCUGCACCAGCAGAUGGUUCAGAUGCAACAAAGGGCUUUUCUCGCCUCUUCCCUUCAACAGAAUCUCGAAAUACAGAAACAACUGUUGCAACAAAACCAACAGCUCCAGCAUAUGUUAGUCCAGUCGUCAAUCAAUGGUCCCAACUCUCCCAUAAGCAAUGGUCAGUCCAACGAAGCGGUUUCGCCCAACAUCUCGUUGUUGUCGCCGAUAACGCCAUUAUUGCAAAUACAGACAAUGCCUUUAAUGUCGUCACCGAUUGGCGAAACACAGCUCAAUACUGAUAAUAUUACUCUAUUGGAUACCACGUCCGCAAAUCGAUCGCAUAUUCCCGGUUCAAUUCCUCCGCCACCCCCUCCACCUCCACCUCCGCCCCCGUUGUCUCCAUCCGCAGCCGAUGUGUACAGAAGAGCAAAGACUGUGAGAAUAGGCAAAUGGCGAUGGCCUCCACCCGCAGAGGGCUCCGAACCAUCCAAUAAUUUCUUUGACUUCAAACGAAAGAAACAAAUCCAGAAAAAUGAGAAGAAUAGUGAGGAGAGGGACGAGCACUCAAACGAAGUGACAGAUAGUUAUAACAUAAAUGAAAUAAGUGUUUCAAUUCCAGCCAAUAAUCCUAAACCCGAACCCAAAAGUAAUGAACACAACGGAAAAGUUGAGAAAGCGAUCAAAAAAGAUGAGAAAAUAAAAGUGAUUCGAAAUGUAGUUCCGGGAAGUAUUGGGAAAUUACGGAUCAGUUCCGAAAUGAAGGCCAAACUCGAACAGUUGACUAUCGAUCAAAGCGUGCGCUCGAGAAAAGAUGGCAAAGAGAGGACAUCAAUGCAGAGCAGAAGUAUGGACGACAUCGCGAGCGUCGGCGCCGUUAAGAAGUUGUCGGAACAGCGAAAAGCACUUCUGGAGAAACAAUUAAUGGGAUCAUUAAUGGGAUCGUUAAGGAGUCCUAAUGAACUCAUUGAACACAAUAAUAGUCCACUAAAUGCACGCCUCGGGCACAGAGAGGAGCCGACAGACGCUAUGCAUUCAAAAUACGCCCAAAGCGUUCCGGUUCUCAACAAUUAUGAGAGCUCUCAAGCGGACACUUCCAGUCCUUUUGCUAACAAUGUGUCAAAUCGUUCAGAAAAAGUGCGCAAAACUGUGAGCAGAGAAAUACGCGAAAGACGUGACGAAUUGGGGCCUUUCAAUAGGAGGGCCGGAACCAUGACCUCAACCAUUCAGGCCGAGUGCGGCGAUCGUCUCAGUUAUUCAACGGAACCCGAGAGAGCCUUCUUCGACGAGAUGAGUGCCACCAAUAGUAUGGCCUAUGAGGACAGCAUUGUGUCCAGUAAUAUGAAUCUCCAGAGAUCUGGCCUAAGGCUAAGCCAUGACAUGAACCAGUUGUCCAAACCGGUCAGACGUAUGAACGUUCCGCCCCCUCCGCCUCCAAUCAACGGUAUGCUGAGCGCAACGCUCGCUAACCCGGCGUAUCAUUGCUUACCGCAGAUGAACGGAAGCGGUCCGCCAUCAGUGGCCGCGUCGAGCAGUUAUUACGCUCAGAGUUCUCCGAUUAUGGCUAAACGGAACCGCAAACUCCCGCCGCCGCCCAUCGGUUUAGCCGUCUCUCAGGACAGGCUAUCCUUCGAUCGAAUUGAGUUCGAAGAGAGCAAUGAGUUCUUGAAUCCCGUCGACGCGCCGCCCCUUUCCAUCAUUAGUCGACCGCAACAGACGACUGUCGACAAGAUUAAGACCAAACUCUUUCAGGCCAGUGAUGCGCCGAUUCUCACCUAUUCUAAGAUCAAUUGGAAAUUAAAUGUCAGAAAAGAGGUCUUCUCACCGCAAGAAACCAUCGAUAAUCCACUUAUGCUUCACUUAAUAUUCUUGCAAAUAGUUAGGGACUCCUUCUCUUCCACUUGUAUUCGUCUGACACAAGAAGAGAAGUUCAAAAUUCAAUCCAAACUGCAAACGGCGGGCAUUGAUAUCGAGAAUGUGUUCACUUCUAACCCCAAAAUUCAGUUCCAAAAGAGUUUGAUAGAAAUGGGUCGAGAAAUGCCCACUUAUUUCUGUCGCUUAUACCCGGUCUCCGGGGGUAGGAAUUUGCCAAACGUUCACUUACUGGGCAUCUCUCACACCGGCGUCCGACUCAUUCAACGGGAGAGGAAUGCAGUUUGCGAUUACCUUAAAGUAUUGGAUCGUCUCAGUUUGGAUGAUAUUUCGGAAGUAAUAAUUCCCAAGAGUUGUACGAUUCAGAUACUGCUUUGCGGCGGCGGAUGGAUAACACUCUUCUCGCCAAAAGCCAUUCAAAUCAAGAGCUUAAUUGAAAAGUUUGCAUUAGAAACACAAGAAAGUCAGAUUGAAUUUGUUCGAGCGCUCAGACAUUACACCAGUGAUGAGCCGUCGAUACUUGGCUUUAGAAAAGGAGAUAUUAUUCGUAUACUUAAAAACAAAAAUCUUCAAUUAUCUAAAGGUUUG
Messenger RNA from Medioppia subpectinata, 7815 nucleotides. The record is from the annotation of a GenBank genome assembly. NCBI's taxonomy places the organism in Eukaryota, Metazoa, Arthropoda, Arachnida, Sarcoptiformes, Oppiidae.